CCGACAAGCGGCAAAUUUACCGCGCCGUACCUUAAUUUGUUUGCUUGAUAAUUGUUUUGCUCUAUUAGCGUGUUUUUGCAUUUGCAGUGGGAUAAGCUACGGGUUUCAACUAGAAUAAGAUAUUUGUCCGAAGUCACGUGUUCACGUUGCCGCACUGCGCUUUCGGUUGAUGUUGCUUCUGUUUGUAUCAGCAGCGUUCGUUUGCUUAGUCAAUUGUACUCUUGCCUCGCUACUUUAUGUUGGUGGAAGCGAUGCCACCCAAUAAAUUGAAAAGUAGAAUUUGGAACUAUUUUACCAAAAUUGGUGACAGGGAAGCUGUGUGUAAAAUAUGUAAUAAGAACCUGAAAACUCCAGGUAACACAACCAAUCUUCGUGGUCACCUGGACAAAGUACAUUCACAGCAAUGGGAAAAUUCAGAAGUACCAAGCAAAAAGACAAAAAGAGUUAUUACUGACUUUAUUGGAAUAGAUGCUGCAACGCCUGAGACUAGUGUUUUAAAUAAGGUCGACCUUCCUUCAACAUCGAACAGCCGCGUAAAUGGCAAUUCUUCGACCAGUUCCGAGAGCGUUAGAGGCACACAAAAUUCAGUUGCUAGUACAUCAUCAAGCACUGUUACUCAUAGUUUCAAUAAAUCUGCACAGCCAAGUGUUGAUGACUUCAUAAGCAACAUAAAAAGCAUAACGGCACAGGAUGGAGCAAAAUCAAAAAAAAUUACUGAUGCUAUAGCAAACUUUAUAAUCAUGGACAAUAGACCAUUUUCCACCGUAAAAGGUAAAGGUUUUUCACAGCUGAUGAGGGAAGUUUGUCCGUUGUACAAAAUGCCUAGUCGAGAGACAAUAAAGUCUAGGAUUCAUGAUAAAUAUGAGGAAAUGAGUAAUCUUUUUAAAACAUACAUAAAGAAUGCUGAAAAUUAUUGCAUUACCUAUUAUAUUUGGACGGAGCCAAUGCAAAAUAAAUCAUUUCUAGGUGUUACAAUACAUUUUUUGGACAAGUUUAAACUCCUCAGUGGAACGCUGGGUAUUUUUGAAAUGACAGAAGGCCAUAGAUCUGUGUGCAUAACUGAAAAGCUCAAAGAUAUUUUUGAGGAGUGGCAUAUUUCCAUUGACAAGGUUUCAGCCAUCAUCACAGAUAAUGAUAGCACGGUGAUGAAAGUCAAUCGUGACAUGUUUGGAGAAAAAAAGAUUAUUCCUUGCUUUGCUCACACGAUCAAUAUAGUUGUAGCUAAAUCCAUUGACGAUUCAAAAAAUUGUACUGAUUUAAUAAAUAAGGUUCGAGAUAUAGUGAAAUUUAUAAAAAAGAACGUUAACGCAAGUGACGAGCUGAGGAAAAGGCAAACGGAUAUGGGGUUGAAAGAAGGUCAAGUCAAAAAAAUGAUACUUGAUAUUCGAAAAAGAUGGAACUCGUGCUUUUACAUGCUCCAGCGGUUCAUUGAAUUAGUGCCCAUUGUAGGAGCAAUACUUUUGACUUGACCACUAGCUCCCACAAUGAUCUCAAGCAGUGAAAUAGACUGGGUAAAAGAAAUUAUAGAAUUACUUUGUCCAUUUGUAAAAUUAACAAAAGAAAUUUCUGGAGAUAGCUACAUAACGGUUAGCAAAGUCAUUCCAUUAGUGAGUUGCGCCAGGGAAAUCGUAGAAAAUGUCAAACCUAAAAAUAAAAAUAUUUCUGAAUUUAAAGAAGAGAUUAAAAACAACUAGCAAGAAGAUUUGAUAAUUUAGAAUAUUCUGCAAUUCUUGCCAUUUCAAGUACUCUCGAUCGUAGAUUUAAGUUUAUGCAUUUUAAAAAUGCCUGGGCCAAAGGCAGAGUAAUUAAUUAUUUAAACAAAUAUGUGCGUGAAUACAACAGCUCACCUACAACCUAUAAUGAUACAUCCGAUGAGUCUGAUAAACACGACUCAGACUUUGACAUCUGGAAAUAUCACAAACAGCUUACCCACAAGAACAUGAAAAAUAAAUUCCCUGCUGCUGCUAUGACAGAAACUGUCGGUGAAACAGAAGUUCAGAUGUACCUGUCGUCUCCUGUUACACCAAUAAAAGGAGACGCUAUUGAAAUUUGGGAGGAUAUGAAAUCCCUGUUCCCGAAACUUCCAAAGAUUGCAAUGAUAUACCUCCCCAUCGUUGCCACGUCUGUGCCAAGCGAGCGCUUGUUCUCGCAAGCUGGUGCAACCAUCACUCAGGAUAGAAAUAGGCUUCUUUUCCUGAACUCCAUUUCAAAGUUUUUAUAUUCAAACAAAUAAGAUUUA
Rhagoletis pomonella (apple maggot) is the source of this 2239-nucleotide messenger RNA. RefSeq names its product zinc finger BED domain-containing protein 4-like. Bases 237 to 1469 code for a protein of 410 amino acids. NCBI's taxonomy places the organism in Eukaryota, Metazoa, Arthropoda, Insecta, Diptera, Tephritidae. Gene Ontology annotation, molecular function: DNA binding. The transcript has 3 exons. The record is from RefSeq and is a predicted model, not a curated record.